Spodoptera frugiperda (fall armyworm) is the source of this 2687-nucleotide messenger RNA. RefSeq names its product putative inorganic phosphate cotransporter. The transcript has 10 exons. The record is from RefSeq and is a predicted model, not a curated record. Lineage: Eukaryota; Metazoa; Arthropoda; Insecta; Lepidoptera; Noctuidae. Gene Ontology annotation, molecular function: transmembrane transporter activity. Bases 208 to 1734 code for a protein of 508 amino acids. Gene Ontology annotation, biological process: transmembrane transport; monoatomic anion transport.
GCGUAUGCGCCGAUUCUCUCGCUAGUCGUGUUACUGGCGCACAGUCGCUCGCCCGUCAGUUACUUGACUUGAUAUUACGCGCGUAAAGUAAGCACGAAGAUAAAUAAUUGAAUGGGAAACAAAAUAUUUAAGAAAAAAUUGGAAUACCGGAUCAUUGACCUGAUUUCUGUGAUAAAGUAGUAGCGGCUAAGAAAAAAAUUCUUUGCGAUGUUACCAAGAUGGAAGAAAAAUAUAGCGAGACUGUUCCUAAUUCCUCAGCGGUACGUCCUGGGUAUUAUGGGGCUACUGGCUGUCUGCAACGCGUAUACUAUGCGCGUGUGUCUCAACCUCGCCGUCACUCAGAUGGUGAACAACACGAAGGGAGAUGAGGAACAACACUUCGACCCUAACGCUUGUCCUGAUGACAGCGAAUACUUCACUAAUGGGACUGUCAGUUCCAGACCGUACGCGAUAUUCGACUGGUCAGAAUCAACACAAGGGUUGAUCCUCAGCGGGUUUUACUAUGGGUAUGCCAUCACCCAUGUGCCUGGUGGCUACUUGGCGGAACGGUAUGGAGGCAAAUGGACCCUGGGCAUCGGUCUUCUCAGUACUGCCAUCUUCACUUUAUUGACUCCUGUGGUUGUGAAAGCUGGUGGGGCGACGUGGCUCUUUAUUCUUCGAGUGCUGCAAGGAAUGGGUGAGGGUCCCACAAUGCCUGCCUUGAUGAUAGUCCUGGCUCGAUGGGUUCCACCUCAUGAGCGUUCACGACAAGGCGCCCUGGUCUUCGGAGGAGCCCAAAUUGGUAACAUCUUCGGGUCCUUCAUGUCUGGUUUCCUGAUGGCUGGAGAUGGAGACUGGGCUAAUGUGUUCUACUUCUUCGGGUGCUUUGGAAUAUUGUGGUUUUUGGCUUGGAGUAUCCUAUGCUACAGUACACCAAACACACAUCCUUACAUUUCGGAGGAAGAACUUAAGUACCUGAAUGAGACAGUGACCAGCGCUGAUACGAAGAGUGUACGGGACCCUGUGCCUUGGAAGGCUAUUGUGAGGAGUGUGCCUGUGUGGGCGCUGCUAUUUGCUGCUGUGGGUCACGAUUGGGGAUACUACACAAUGGUGACAGAUCUUCCAAAGUAUAUGACAGAUGUACUGAAAUUCAACAUUGCAGCCACGGGAACACUAACAGCUAUCCCAUACCUUGCUAUGUGGAUAAGCUCCUUUAUAUUCGGGUGGGUGUGUGACGUCUGUGUUAAGAGGAAUUGGCACACGAUCAAGACUGGACGAAUUAUUCACACGACUAUAGCUGCCACCGGCCCCGCAAUAUGUAUUAUAUUGGCGUCAUAUGCGGGCUGCGAUCGGUUCGCCGCCGUCGCUUAUUUCAUAGCCUCCAUGGCCCUCAUGGGAGGAUUCUACAGCGGAAUGAAGGUCAAUGCGUUGGACCUGGCACCGAACUACGCUGGCUCCUUGACUGCCAUGAUCAAUGGAACUUCCACCAUCUCUGGAAUUAUUACGCCAUAUCUGAUUGGGCUGUUGACACCUGAUUCAACACUAGCCCAAUGGCGGAUAGCAUUCUGGGUUUGUUUCGCCGUCCUAGUAGGCACAAACGUGGUCUACAUCUUCUGGGCGGAUGGUAAACAGCAAUGGUGGGAUGACGUACGACAAUAUGGCUACCCAGAGGACUGGAAGCAUGGACAGCUGAAGAUGGCCAAUCAAGACAAAGAAAAGAACAAAGAAAUGGAAGCAAAGAAUUCUACAAAGUAAAAUCUAUGUGUUGUGAUUAGAUUAUUAUUGAAAUUUUUGGAACUUUAGAUGUAAGGUUUGAUUUGUAUCUGUGGAAAGAGGAUUUAAUCAAUUAAAUAAAUAAACUUAGUAGAGAUUCACAUAAAUGACAGCACGUGGUGGCUGGGUAGCUGGUUGCACGUGUAGUGGUUUCGAUACCUGCAUGGACCGACUCUUUGUGCGAUUCACAAAUUGUUGUUUCGGGUCACGUUGUCAUAUACAUGUGAAAUUGUAUAUUUCUACGUGCAUCCACGACACAGAAGAACAUUCUAGUGUGCGGCAAAGUUUAAAAAACAAAACAUAAUAUCGAAUUUUGAAUUAAUGGAAAAGUCGUAAGCCUCUCCAACAGCGCACAAUUGAAUCAAACCUACAGUCUAAGUUCAGAAAUAAAGAAUUUAAACGUAUUUUAAGUAUUAAUUAGUGACUAAUGUGAUUCGUUAAGUAUUAUGAAAGUACUACAACCCUCUAGACAAAUGGCUUUUAAACACUUAUCGAACAAGUGAGUAGAAAUUUUAAUGAACAACAUAUAAUAAGCCUCUGAUAUUCAACAAAUUAUGUUAAACCUUUUAUUAUUUUUCUAUUUACUCAUACUACAAGUGUUGAUAUGCCAUUUAGUUAGGGAGCCAGGUGAUAUUAACUGAAGGUAGAGUGGAAAUUGGUCCACUUCGAGGCGUCACUUAAUAAGACCUUCAUGGUGGUAAACUUUACCGUUCCGAGCCAUCACUACUACACAAUAAUAAGAGAACUUAGUCUACAAUUUUAAUUUACAGUUAAUUGGAAUAGCGAUUUUAAUUGAAUAGCUAUUGAGUUCAGAAUCGCUUUUAAAGCUUUGUUAUGCUAUUGCUAUUUUUCCAGUGCGCAGUUAAUUGAAUUACUUUUCAUACAAUUUUCUUUUUGUUAACAAUUGGUUACCGUUUCAGUUAUGCAUGUAAAAG